Molecule: messenger RNA, 1137 nt
Organism: Chaetomium globosum CBS 148.51
Lineage: Eukaryota; Fungi; Ascomycota; Sordariomycetes; Sordariales; Chaetomiaceae
Exons: 2
Coding region: 1-1137 (378 amino acids)
Biological process (GO): retrograde vesicle-mediated transport, Golgi to endoplasmic reticulum
Cellular component (GO): Golgi apparatus; membrane
Source: RefSeq, a predicted model, not a curated record
AUGCCGCCCCGAAUAAACAUUCCCCCGGUGACCCGGAUUGUGCUCAUCGUGUUGGGCCUACAGUCGGUGCUGAGUGCAGCGAUCAGAUACCGGCAGUGGACGGCAAACUCGGAGAUUGUCAUCCCCUACCUCAACCUCAUACCACAACUAUCGCUAGUCUACCCGUGGACCUUCCUGACGACAACACUCGUCGAGAGCAACGUCUUUACCUUAUCUAUCGCCUGCGUCACACUCUAUAAUGGCGGCCGUUACCUAGAGCGCGCAUGGUCCUCGCGCGAGUUUGCCAAAUUCUUGCUUGUUACCGCGGUGGUUCCCAACGCGCUAUGCUUUGGCACUUCGAUCUUGUUCUUUGCCCUGACACGCAACGAGCGAUGGACACUCAUGACCAUCGCUGGGACCAUCCCCCUCCAAAUCUCCUUCCUCGUCGCUUUCAGCCAGCUCGUCCCCGCGCACACAGUGACCCUCUUCCGGGGGCUCCUCUCGCUACGCGUUCCUCGCUUCCCGUUGCUCUACAUCGGCCUUGUCACAGCGCUCUGCCUCACACCUAUGCUUACUGCCGCCUCUUUUCUCCUCGCCGUCUACGGCUUCUUCGUCAGCUGGACCUACCUACGUUUCUACAAGGUCGCUUUCCCCGAUCUUGACACUUCGCAACCGAGCUCCCUUCGCGGUGAUGCCAGCGACACCUUCGCUAUAGCCGAGUUCUUCCCGAGUCCCGUCCGCCCCAUCAUUGCGACCAUCUCGGAGCAGGUGUUCAACAUGCUCGUGGCGAUGCGACUAUGUGUACCCUUCAGCCAGGCCGACAUUUCUGCCGCUCGCGGCGACCAUCACCACACCUUCACGAACCGCGGCGCCCCCGGGAGCGCCCGCGCCGAGGCUGAACGGAGGCGAGCGCUCGCGCUCAGGGCACUAGACCAGCGCCUGCACGCCGCGACGGCCACCGCCGCUGCACGCGCGCAGAGCGCCCCGGUCCCCCCUGCUGUUGCGCCGCCUAUUCCUUCGGCCACGGGGCCCACCGUUCAGAGCCAGCCGCAGGCGCCGCCGCCAAAUGCCAUGACGGCGCAAGCGACGGGAGGCAGCGGGAUGCUUGGCGAGACGAAUUACAACCCGGACGCGGACGCGGACAGGAACGAACCGUAA